AUGUUAGUUAUGAUUAAUGCAACGGAUAAUCCAUGGAUGGUAGCUUUAUUACUGUUUGUACAAGUAGUAAUGCCAUUGCUACAAAAUAAUGCUGCAGAUAAUGAAGGUGCAUCUUUGGCACUGAAUGUAGCGAUUCUUUUUCUGCUUGGCCUUUCGCUCAUGACCUUUUGGAAGGCCGCACGCUUCUGUUGCGUUCUCUACCAAUUAUGGGGACGGCAUCUUGAAAUGGGUUGGGUAGCCUUCUUUCGAGAGGCGUAUAUGCAAGUGUCGGCGGUAGGAGAUCAGCAUGGAGCAAACAAUCAGAAUGGAGCGGCACAGGAAGAAGCACGAUCUGAGACGUUCAACCGCACAUUGCGUACUAUACAAGUAAUGCCUACGGAAGAAUUUAAGACGCCGGAGGAGCUCAAGGAAGCUAGUAUUGCCGAAUUAAAACAACGGCUUGAGCGUCGUGACGUGGACUUUACUGGUUGCGUGGAGCGUCAGGAACUGGUAGAGCUUUUGGUAAAGUACAGAGGUGGACCUUCCAAUAACAACACUUGUUGUAUCUGCUGUGACGAAUACCAAACGGGCGAUGUACUGCGUUUGCUCCGCAAGUGUAAGCACGAAUUCCAUCUCGAAUGUCUGGACAAGUGGGCGUUUACUUCUGUGCACUCACAACGCGCACCAUCCUGCCCACUUUGUAAUCAAGAUUUGGAGUAG
Peronospora belbahrii is the source of this 699-nucleotide messenger RNA. The record is from the annotation of a GenBank genome assembly. NCBI's taxonomy places the organism in Eukaryota, Oomycota, Peronosporomycetes, Peronosporales, Peronosporaceae.